CCGAGGAUUAGGAAACUGGAAGAGAGAGCACAAGGAAGGGCCAAACAGAAGAAGAGUCUUGCUGUUCCUUUCAGCUGGGUUUUUGGCAGAGAGAUUAUGCUCUAAAAGGGUAAGUUCCCCUUAUAUUAUUACUCUCUUUUGUGGCAAAACCUUUAUUUAAAGAUCCCCAAAAGGAAUGAGUGGUGGCUCCUUUUUUUUCUUCCUAAAAAAAGAUACUGUUAUUGUAUGUGUGGUGGUCCCUUCAUAGAAUCCAUCUUCUUCAGUUGUCUGUGAUAGGCAAACAAUAACAACUUUUGUUUAUGUUUAUGUGUAUAUUAUAUGUGAUGCAUGCUUUUUUCAUAUCAACUGUGUUUCAAGUACUCUUGAAGAGCGCAAUACAUACCAUACAACCGG
Cuscuta campestris is the source of this 393-nucleotide messenger RNA. The record is from the annotation of a GenBank genome assembly. NCBI's taxonomy places the organism in Eukaryota, Viridiplantae, Streptophyta, Magnoliopsida, Solanales, Convolvulaceae.